AUGCCUUUACCGGCAGAAUUAGCCGUACGGUUAUCUAAAAGAGGAAUUUUAACUCCACAAACUCCGAGUUACGAAAAUUCCACACAAGAAGAGGUAAUAGCCGAAGAUUAUGACGACAAAAAAGGGUCUAAUACGGUGAAAAACCAUCUCGAAGAGGAAUCAGUUCAAUAUACACAGGAAGAAAUUCAGUAUAAAAUUAAAGGAUAUCCUGGUUGCCCGAACAAAUACAAUAUUUAUCAUGAAUGCACGGCGUACUGUAAGGAAAAAUACGGAAAUGGAAAACUUACACCUGACCCCAAGUACCUGUAUUUGAAAAAUAAAAUGCUCCUUAAAUAUCCAUUACCAGAAGGCUGGCAAGAAGUUUAUGAUCCUGGAACUGGAAGGCAUUAUUAUUGGGAUUAUAAAAGCGAUGCAGUCAGUUGGCUUCCUCCAGGUCAUCCGAAACACGUUCCAUCUGAACCCGCUGCUGUAGCAAGGGAAGAAGUGAGACUUGCAGAAACAGAUGAUGAGAGUGAAAGUGAAGAAAAUAGCGAUGAAGAAAGUGGAGCAACUGAUAGGGAUAAAAAACAAGUUAGAAUUGAAAGACACAGAGCUAGAGGGAGAUCUAAAGUCAAAGAAAAUGAUCUUGAUCCAAUGGAUCCAGCUUCUUAUUCUGACAUACCUAGAGGGAAAUGGUCUUCUGGAUUAUUGUCAGAUACCAAAACAGGAGUUGAUUCAACUGUUGCUGGGCCUCUUUAUCAACAAAGACCAUAUCCUAGUCCAGGGGAUAUACUUAGAAAAAAUAAAGGCAAGCAUUCACAAAAAUUGACCACAGUUUCCUUUCCAGAAUUGCCCCCCUCAUAA
Molecule: messenger RNA, 843 nt
Organism: Pediculus humanus corporis (human body louse)
Lineage: Eukaryota; Metazoa; Arthropoda; Insecta; Psocodea; Pediculidae
Product: Polyglutamine-binding protein, putative
Exons: 2
Coding region: 1-843 (280 amino acids)
Molecular function (GO): protein binding
Source: RefSeq, a predicted model, not a curated record